AUGGCACAGAGACAGCGCAGUUAGCACUCUCUGCUUGAUCUGAGUACAUGCACUGGCUUCUUAUUUUGAUGGAUUCGAAAUGGUUGUAUGCGGUACUUACGCUCUUCUUAUUAGAAGGGAUGUGGUGCCAAGGGUGUUUGGAGCAAGAGAGAAUUGCUCUUCUGCAACUCAAGUCUUUCUUCAAUGAUCCUUGGGAUCUAAGAAAUUGGGGGAGAGGAAAGGAAAAUUUAGAUUGUUGUCGAUGGGAAAGGGUCAAGUGCAACCGCUCCAGUGGACGAGUUAUCAGACUCCAUCUUAAUUACACACUGAAUAGUUGGAGUUACUCCAAGUUUUAUUUGAAUACCUCUUUGUUUCUUCCAUUUGAGGAAUUGAAGAGUCUCAGUUUGGCUGAGAAUGGAAUAGCUGGUUGCAUUGAAAACGAAGAUUUCCAUAGGCUUUCAAAGUUGAGUAAUUUGGAAUUCCUUGACUUGAGUGGCAAUGACUUCAAUAGCAGCAUUUUGUUACCUUUGAGUGAGCUUUCAUCUUUGAAGUCUUUAGAUCUUGCAGCAAAUGACUUUCAAGUGUCAAAGCAUUCUAAUGGUUUUAAGAGGUUUUUUAAGUUGAGAAGUUUGGAAAUCCUUGAUCUAAGUGACAAUUACUUAAAUAAUAGUAUCUUAACAUCUUUGAGUGAUCUUCUAUCUCUCAAAUCUCUAUAUCUAGUCAACUGCAACUUAAUGAUGGCAUCAAAUCAUACAAAGGCUGAUUUUGAAACCCUGUCAAGACUCAGCCACUUGGAAUUUCUCGACUUAAGUGAUAAUAUGGAUUUGAACGACAACAUACUAUCAUAUCUGAGUAGUCUUUCAUCUUUGAAAACUCUUAUCCUACGGUAUUGUGGACUAAAUGGGACUUUAAGUACUAGAGGUCCCAUGAGGUUUUUUAAUUUGAGGAAUUUGAAAAUCCUUGAUCUAAGUAACAAUUACUUGAAUAUUAAUAUCUUAACAUCUUUGAGUGAACUUCCAUCUCUCAAGUCUCUUAGUCUGGUACACUGCAACUUAAUGAUAACAUCAAGCCAUAAAGACGGAGUUGAUUUUGAAAAGCUUUCAAGACUUCGCCAUUUGGAAUUUCUUGACUUAAGUGAAAAUAUGGACUUGAAGAACAAUAUUCUAUCAUAUUUAAUUGAGUUUUCAUCUUUAAAAACUCUAACCCUGUCAAACUGUGGAUUAAAUGGAACUUUGAAUACAAGAGAAUUGAGUAAUCUGAGAAACCUAAAGGUAUUAGACAUCAGCGUUAAUAACAUUGAAAGACUCAAAUCUUUCCCAGGUGAACGAAAUUUGAGAUUUGUCUAUCUAGAGUUUCUUGAUUUAAGCUAUAAUUUCUUCAACAAUAGUGUGCUAUCUUUCAUUAAUAAAUUUUCAAAUCUAAAAUCCCUGAAUAUAAGAGAUAAUGAUCUAACAGGAUCAGUAGAUGCCACAGACUUUGAUGCUUUAAGCAACUUAAAAGAGUUAGACAUGAGCUACAACAACCUCAACCAAUUUUUUGCCACUAAAGCAAAUGCGAGCUUCAGUAAGUUAAAAACUCUUUAUCUCGAUGGAAUAUUUCCCAAGGAAAGCAGUGUGCCAGCACAGUUAUCAUUAAAUGCAUUCCCAUCACUUAAGAAACUCCAUCUGAUAGAAAACUAUCAUCUAAACCAAACUAUGUUUAUUCAAACUUUGCAAGUUUUGAGCAAUCUAAAGGAACUUUUCUUGGAUCAGUCCCCUCUUAGCAUAAACUUUCUCCAAAAUAUUAGUGUAUUGACUUCUCUCAAGUCAAUGUCUCUAAGAAAUUGUGGGUUAACAGGAACCUUACCAAUUCAAGGUUGGUGUGAUUUGAAGAACCUUGAAGAGAUGGAUCUUUCUGGAAAUGAAUUGGGAGGGAUGCUGCCUUCUUUCUUGGCUAACUUGACAUCUCUUCGACUUUUGGAUAUCUCCCAAAAUCUAUUCACUGGAAAUGUUGCAUCCUCUCCCCUAGCUGAUCUUAUUUUGCUUCGAUAUCUCUCAAUUUCAAAUAAUAAAUUUCAAGUUCCAGAUUCAUUCAAGUCAUUUGCAAACCAUUCCAACCUUAAAGUCUUCUUGAGUGAUUUCAAUCAAUUGGUUCUAGAACAUGAUCGUGUUCAAACAAGGGUUCCCAAGUUCCAACCAAGAGUCUUUAGUUUGUCAAACUGUAGGGCAAAUGAGGAACUCACCAAACCCCCUAGCCUUCUCUAUUACCUAUAUGACUUGAGAUAUGUCGAUCUUUCAUUUUACAAAUUUAUGGAAGCCUUACCUUAUUGGUUGUUUGAAAAUAAUACGAGAUUACAAGUUGUUGUCAUGAAGAACAAUUCUUUCAUGGGUUCUUUCCACUUGCCAUCACACCCUAAUCUUGAUGUUUGGGAAAUAGAUAUUUCAAAUAACCAAAUACAAGGUGAAAUCCCAUUAAAUAUUAGUUUGAUUUUUCCAUCUUUAAGAUUGUUAUUCUUGUCUGGAAAUGGCUUGGGAGGAAAUUUUUCCAAGUGGUUGGUUGGUAUGAACUCUUUAGAAGUUUUAGACUUGUCUAACAACCAAUUCUCUGGAACAUUACCAAAAGAUUUUGUUACAAGAAGCUUCUUAUCUUAUCUUAGACUUUCAAAUAACAACCUGACUGGGAAAAUACCUCUUAGUGUAUUUAAGUCUCAAUCAUUGGAUGCAUUGUUUCUAGACAGAAACAAUUUUGAAGGAGAGAUAUCCAAUUUCCAUUUUUCUAGGUCCUCAUAUCUAAACGUAUUGGACAUUAGCAACAACAAUUUGUUAGGAGAGCUUCCAAGAUGGAUAAAGAAUCUCACUUAUUUGAAAGAAUUGGAUUUGUCCAACAAUCACUUUAAGGGAUCAAUUCCAGAGGAAUUUUGCUAUAAUGCUAACCUUUGGCUUCUAGACUUGUCUCACAACAAUUUGUCUGGGUCUCCACCACAUUGCUCUAGUCCACCUUCACCAUACUUAUCACAUAUGUAUUUGAGUAGAAAUAGACUAAGUGGUCAAUUACCACAUUCAUUCUUCAACAUCUCUUCUUUGGAGAUACUAGAUCUUGGAGAAAACAACCUUUCUGGAAGCAUUCCAAAAUGGAUCGGCACCCUUUCUGACUUGAGUAUCAUGCGUCUAAAGGGUAAUCUCUUUUUUGGUGAAAUACCCAAUGAAAUAUGUGAGUUGGACCAACUACGAAUCAUGGAUUUGUCUCAUAAUCAACUCUCGGGUCAUAUACCUUCUUGUUUGGGACAUUUAAUUGGUGCUCCACAUUCAUUUUUCCGUUGGAGAACUAUUUGGGAAAUUUCAACAUUCAACAUUGACAUAUCCACAGAAAUGGAAAGCACAUUCAUGCAGGAGGUAUAUACACGAUUGGAUAAGUCUAUACAAGAUCGGGUAGAACUUGUUACCAAGUGGUGGUCUUACACUUAUGAAGGCAAUGUUCUUGGUUACAUGUCUGGAAUUGAUCUCUCUUGCAAUCAUUUAAUAGGCUUAAUCCCACUCGAAAUGGGAAACUUAAGUGACAUUCAUUCACUUAACUUGUCCCACAACAACUUAACCGGACCCAUACCUUCUACCUUCUCAAAUUUGAAGCAACUUGAGAGCUUGGACCUUUCUUUCAAUGAUUUGAAUGGUGAGAUUCCAUCUCAACUUACUGAGCUGAACUCUUUGGCUAUUUUUAGUGUUGCACACAAUAGUCUUUCAGGUCCUAUUCCAUCUGGAAAAGGACAGUUUGGAACCUUUGACAAAAGUAGUUAUGAGGAAAACCCUCUUCUAUGUGGACCUCCAUUGGAGACAAGUUGUGAGGAAACUGAUUCACAACAAAAGAAGAUUUGCCCUAUAACUUUAGCCCCUUGAAUCACUCAUAAGUAAAAGAAUUAAUAGACCGAUAGAAUAGUAACACCUGUUAAAACCAUCUUUACUUCAUCUCCCCUUUCUUCAUAAAAUGGGUAACCAAAAAUCUCAGAACUACUUCUCAAAAGCCUCUUGAAAACAAGCUGAUUUUUCAAACAGAAUCAAGCCUCUGUUAUUUG
Rubroshorea leprosula is the source of this 4024-nucleotide messenger RNA. NCBI's taxonomy places the organism in Eukaryota, Viridiplantae, Streptophyta, Magnoliopsida, Malvales, Dipterocarpaceae. The record is from the annotation of a GenBank genome assembly.